GGCGGAUAGAUCGAUAUUGCUCGAUGAUGUCACGCGUGGUCGCUGACUCUCCCUGUCCGGCAUCCUGUUAACGGAGCAUGGAAUGGACGGAUCAUGCCCACUCCUCUUUCCCAGCUUCGGAGAGCAGACUGGCUCUGAGCGGGGAGGAGGCUACUCAUCGCAGAAGGUAUACAGGCCAGGUUCUGAUGCCAUCGACUUGGGUUAUCACACCCUUGACAACAAUGCUUGCCGCACCACGUCCUCAUCGUCCUCGUCAACCCCGGGUGUGCCCAGCCGUCAACAGCAACAGCAGCCACCACAAUCUAAGCAUUUGAUACAUUAUUCUAUAGUUAGCGACUUGUGCCAGCUGGAUGACAAUCUGCUUCUGAGGAUUUUUAGCUGGCUCGACACCCGAGAUCGCUGCGCUCUGGCGCAAACAUGUCGACGUCUUUGGGAGAUCGCGUGGCACCCGUCCCUCUGGCGAGAAGUCGAGGUCUGCUAUCCGCAAAACGCCACCACGGCGUUGAACGCGCUGACGCGUCGCGGCUGCCACACCUGUAUUCGCCGUUUGGUUCUGGAAGGCGCUACCGGUUUACCUGGCAUCUUCGUCCAAUUGCCGUAUCUCAACCUGACGUCCCUAGUGCUGCGACACUCGCGACGUGUCACCGAUGCCAACGUUACUACGGUGCUGGACAGCUGCGCCCAUCUUCGCGAGCUUGAUCUGACCGGUUGCUCCAACGUUACACGAGCCUGCGGUCGUAUGACCACCUUGCAGCUGCAGUCGCUCGAUCUCAGCGAUUGCCGUGUCGAGGACUCUGGUCUGGUGUUAAGUCUGUCGCGCAUGCCGCACCUCGGAUGUCUUUACCUACGUAGAUGCACCCGCAUCACCGACGCCAGCUUGGUAGCCAUCGCUUCCUACUGUGCCAGUUUGCGCCAGCUGUCAGUGUCAGAUUGCGCGAAGGUGACGGAUUUUGGAGUACGCGAACUGGCGGCGCGUCUGGGUCCUUCGCUCCGUUACUUCUCCGUGGGCAAAUGCGACCGGGUGUCCGACGCCGGUUUGCUGGUCGUCGCCCGUCACUGCUACAAGCUCCGUUAUCUGAACGCUCGCGGCUGCGAGGCGCUCAGUGACAGUGCGACCAUCGCCCUGGCACGCGGAUGUCCACGUAUGCGCGCCCUGGAUAUCGGGAAAUGCGACAUCGGCGACACGACGCUCGAGGCACUCUCCACAGGGUGUCCCAAUCUAAAGAAGCUGUCCCUAUGCGGAUGCGAGAGAGUGACGGAUGCCGGUCUCGAGGCCCUGGCUUAUUACGUACGUGGUCUGCGACAACUCAACAUCGGCGAAUGUCCUAUGGUCACGUGGAUUGGCUACCACGCAGUCAAACGCUAUUGCAGACGUUGCAUCAUCGAGCAUACUAAUCCUGGAUUUUCUAGUUGAUGUUCCAGCCUACGGUGUCUUAUAUCGAAGUAAUGGUAUAAAGAGGUAUUCUCUAGAAAGAAUGUAUUCUGAAAAAGAGAAUAUUUUUUUAGAGAAUUUUUAUAUGAAUAU
Nylanderia fulva is the source of this 1525-nucleotide messenger RNA. The record is from RefSeq and is a predicted model, not a curated record. NCBI's taxonomy places the organism in Eukaryota, Metazoa, Arthropoda, Insecta, Hymenoptera, Formicidae.